AUGAAGAAUGAAGGGAUUAUCAAAUCAUCUCAAGUUUUCAUUUUUUUUAUUUUAAUUUUAAUGUUGACAAGUAAUAAUUCAGUUAUCAGGGCUACAAGCAGCAAUGAAUUAUUACAACAACAACAACAUAAUAAACAAAAUAAAAAACAGCAACAACAACAACAGUAUACUGACGAUUCAAUAAUAUUUAUUCAAAAUAAUAUAAAUGAACAAAAUAUAAAAAAGCAAAUUGGGUUUCAUUAUACUUUUACACAGGAAUCAAAUAUGCCCACUUUAUUUGGGAAUACUUUUAUUUUAAGUGAAGGUUCAAGUUUAAUAGGUGGAGGAACUGUCGAUCAGCAGCUACAGCAAUUACAGCAAUUAGCACAACUUCAUCAGCAACAACACCAUUCUAAUAUAUUACAAAGAUCAUUCAUUAAAGAGAAUGGGGUGGAUCAAUUAUCUUCACCAUUAAUAGCUACGAAUACAAAUAAAAAAAAAAAUAAUAAUAACAACAACAACAACAAUGAUAACAGUGUUAAUUUAGUAGGUUUAAAAACUAUUUCAACUUUAUCAUUAGAUUUUGUAUCAUCAUUUAAAAAAUCAUAUUAUCAAUAUCAACAUGUAGUUGUAAAUAGUAAUAGUAAUAAUCAUGAUAAUGAUAACGAUAAUAAGAUUAAUAAUAAUAAUAAUAAUAACAAUAUUAAUAAUAAUAAUAUUAAUAAUAAUAUAAAUAAUAAUAAAAAUAUUAAUAAUAAUGGCAAUAAUAAGGAUGAUAGUAGUAUUGAUGAUAUUGAUUUGCAAAGUAAAACUCAGAGAAUAUAUAAAAUUAAAAAAGAAGGGUUUAUGAUAAAACCGAGCAGCCUGGAGUUUAAAAGAGGAAGUUUAUGUGUACCAACUUAUAAGAUUAUAGAGUUUAUAAAUAGUAAUGAAAAAGAUUCGGUUCAUAUUUUAUCAGUAACAACAGAGGAUUUAAACUUUUUUACACUUGUUAGUAGUUUGGUUUUAAAGCCAUUAGAAAGUGUCAAUAUUUCAAUUAUUUUUUUACCAAAAGAAAUUGGAGUUUUUAAAACAGAGUUUAUAGUAAAUACAAAUAUAGGUGAAUUCUCUUUCACAGUAAAAGGGGAAGGAGAAAAUAAUAUUUAUCAAUUAGAACCAAUUAUCGAUCAAAUGGUUUUGGUAGAUAAAAUUUUUGUAUCACCAAUUUUUAUAUAUAAUCCUCAUAAUAUAACUAUGAAAAUUACCGAUAUUUCAACUAAUGGAAAACCAUUUUAUCUUUCACCUCCAUCACCUUUAACUCAAUUAUUUAAUGAAGCUGAUUCAAUUGAAAAGCAUCCAUGGGAAAUUCCACCAUUUACCAAAUCUCAUUUAAUAAAUUUAUUUUUCUUUUCACCAGUCCCCGGUAUAUUUAAUGGUUAUAUUAAUAUUGAGUCAAAUUUUGGUGUAUUUUUAAUUCAAGCCGAUAUGGUUUCUGUAGAUGAAGGGGUUUAUGUGUUCCCAAAAGAAAUUGAUUUUGGUUAUAUUACUAGCUCCACAGAUUUUGAAACAGUUUCAUUAUUUAUUUUAAAUGCAGAUCAAAAGGACUUAAAUAUAAAAAUCGAACCAUAUUUCGAAGAUAAUGAAGGUCAAAGUGGAGAUAUCUCUAAUGGCAAGAAACGUAAAAUUGGUGAUGGAAGUUCAAAUAUUAAAUGUGCAAACUCAAACAAUUUGAAAUUUAUUCAACAUAAUACAAAAAUAUCUUUAAUGACACAUAAAAUGGAAUUAGGUCAUUUUAUUUUCAAUGGUGAAGAGGAAGGUGAAUUUAGAGGAAAAUAUAUUUUAAAGAUUGAGGAUCACAAAGACAUUAUUAUUCCAUAUAGAGCAUCAGUUACCCACGGCCAUUUAGCAUAUAAUCCCGAAGAUAUUUUAUUCCCAUAUGGUGUGUUUAAGAGUAUCGAUAAGGAAUAUCCAUCAAUUAUCAAGAAAUUAACUCUACAUAAUUAUUUUCCAAUUCCAGUUUCAAUCCAAACUGUUCAAAUUUUAGAUGAUGAGGAAUACAAAGUUGAGUCCGCUCCAUUAGGUCAAACUGCUUUUCCUAAUAAAUCAUGGGAUCCAAUUAUCAUAUCAUUCAAUAGAAAGAAAAUAUCUGAUGGUCAAGAAAAUACACCAACUCAUCAUUUACAAAAUUCAAAAUAUUCCUCAUUAGUAAUUUUAACAAAUAUCUCAAGCUUACAAGUCCAACUACAUCGUUUUAAUGGCCAUUUAGAUUUUUCAUCAAAUUUAUUAGAUUUUGAAAAUUUAAAUUAUAAAAAGAUUGACUUUGGAAUUAUAAGUAUAAAUCAAUCAAGAAAGAAAUUAAUUAAAUUUAAAAAUAACAACCCAUUUACAUUAGAUAUUGAAUGCUUAUCAAUUAUUAGUGAAAAUGAUAGUGAUGUAGAAUUAAAUAGAUUGGUUUCAAUUAAAAUAGAUAAAUUUAUCAAUGAAAAUGGUCAAGAGGUUUAUCUUUCAGAUUCUCAAAAGAGGCAAAUAAAUGAAAGGUGUAAAGUUUCAAAAUUAUGUCCAUUACCAAGCAAACAAAACUCUAAUAGUGCUGGAGAUAAAACAAUUGGCAGUAGUUCUGGUAUAAUUAAUGGAAAUGGUUAUUUAUCAAAAAUUUUUUCAAAUCCAAACAAAUCAAUUUUUUCACUAAAGCCAUUUCACACUGCAUUUUUAGUAUUCGAAUUUAAUAGAUGUAAAACCGAACGAACUUCAGAAGGUAAAUCAAUUAAACUGUUAAUGAAUACCCAAAUUAAAACUUUAGAAAUUCCAAUUCAUUUCAAUGUUUUAGCAGGAUCCUUAAAUUUAUCACCAAACUCAAUCAAUUUAAACAUUGGUGUUGAUACUAAUAAUGGUGAAAAUGAAGAAAAAGAAAAAUCAAACACAGAUACAAAUAGAAAAAAGACAAUCGACAAUUCCACAGAAAAAGAUGCAUCACCAAAUUUAAUAAUAAAGCCUUUAUAUCUCGCCAACUCAUAUCCAAUUAUUGUAAAUGUAUCAUCUAUAGAAAGUAAAGAUAAAAGACUCCAACUUAAACUAUUAAAUAAUCAAUUAGAACCAAACCAAAAAACUCAUUUCGCAAAUUUAAUAUUCGAUCCAUUAUUAAUCACAGAAUCACCAAAUGAAGUUAAUAAUAGUUUAAAUAAUAAUAACAACGUUAGUUUUGAUAAAAAAUAUUUUGAGCAAAGAUUAUCAAUCGAAGAAUUUUUAAAUAGAGAAGAUAUUUGGAUAAAAAAUUCAACUAAAAUUUUAAAUUCAAAUGAUGGUAGAGAUAAAUAUUAUUUAACAUUAAAAUCAAAUGUCAUCGUACACACAGAUUUACCAUUAGAUUUAAAUAUAGAAACCCAAAUAUCAGUUGAAAAGCCAACUAUACCAGUUUACGAUUUAUCAUCACUAUCAAGUACAAUGAUGAAAAAUAGUCCUCAAACUGACCAAUCUGAUUCCUCCCCAACCAAGGAAACUACCACAGGUGAAGUCGACGAAAGUUCAAUUUAUACAAAAUUAAUCAAAGAAAAUCAUCAAGAACCUCAAAAUUAUUUUGAAAUUAUUAAUUUUGGUAAAACAAGAAUUGGCCAAGAGUCAAUCAAAACAUUGUUAAUUCAUAACCCAUUCGAUUGUGAAAUUUCUAUUUCAUUGUUACCAAUGGAUCAGCACGACAUAAUGAUUUCAAUUUUAAACGAAACCUAUUUCUCAAAACCAAAUGUAUCAUCUUCAAGUAGUGGCCCAAUUAACUUGACAACAAAAACUCUUUCAAAUCAGCUUAGACAAUAUUUUAAUUUAAAUAGUAAUAAUGUCAAUAUUAAUGGAGUUAAUAAUAAUUCAAAUUAUUCAAAUAGUUUAUUGGUAAAAUUCAAUGGUUUAAACAAUUUUAGAAUUGAUAGAGAUAACUUUGAGAUCAAUAGAACAAUCAAACCUAAAGGUUUCCUCAAAUUUGGUCCAAUAAAAUUUAUUCCCAAAGAAAUUGGAUCCAGUAGUUGGUUUAUCUAUUUAAAGAACAAUUAUACCUCAUCACUUACACCAAUAAAACUAAUUGGAGAAUCUGAUGGUGGCCGUUUAGCAAUGUUCGAAAAAGGUGGUAAAUUGGUUUCAUCUUCAGCAUCACCAACAUCCUCAAAUAUAUUAUCAUUCAAAGAUAAAUCAUUUGAAAUUUCAACAUUGUUUUUAGAAUUAAAUAAAACUCAUCUCAGUCCAUGUAUAUUUAAAAAGAGAGAAGAAGAGGUUGAUAAUUUAAAUUCAGAAAUUUUAUUUGACUCAAAGAACCAAAAGAAAGGAAAUCAUAUACCUCAAUCAUCCUAUAAAGAUACUAAAAUCGAAAUCAAUAAAACAAUUCAUAUUGUAAACAAUGGUGAUAUGUCAUUAGAGAUUUUAGAUAUUUCAAUUGGUGAUAAUAGUAGUAAUCAAAAUAAUAAGAAUCAUCAUUCUUUCCCAUCGAACAAUCAUGGUGACAAUACCGGUACUAGUGGUGUCCAAUCAGCAAAUGGUAAUAAUUGCUUUGGUUUUGGUUUUAAAAUUCAAAACUGUUUAGAAAUUCUUUCAAACAAAGACUACUCGAUUUUAAAACCAGGCGAUUCGUUUAAACUAAUCGUUAGCUUUGAACCAGAUUUUAGCACAUCGUUAAUCAAAAAAGAUUUAGUUAUUAGAACUAAUCAGAAAGAUUUUACGUUUACUUUAAUUGGUUCACUACCACACGAUUAUUUACCAUUGUGCACCCAUCUCUCUCCAUCCUUCUUUUACGAGUAUCCUGCCAAAAUUAUCUUUAUAAUUUGUAUGGUUAUACUGUUCUUUGUUUUAAUUUUCUUAACUUGGAAAGAAUAUUCAAAUGUAUUUAAAAUUUCAAAUACUGGUUCCGAUACUGAAGAAUAUGAAAAUGAAUCGCUAAUUAGCUAUCAUUCAAAAUCAGCUGCGAACCAUAUUAAUAAUCACAAUAGUCGUUUAAACCAUUUAAAUCAUCAAACCAAUAAUUUACAACAUUUAGACUCUAUUCAUUCGAAUAUCCCUAAAUCACCUGAUAAAUCAAAUGACAAUUUAAGAAUCAAAAAGAAAAAAGCAAACUCAAGAGUUACUUUUAAAACUGCUCCACAACAACAAAUUAUUUAUCAACCACAACAACCAAUUGCUCCACCCUCUUCACCUCCUUCACAACUAUACAUUAAUCCUUCAAUUUCAGUUUCUCAACCAGAUCAACAAAUAAGUCAAAAAAGCCAAACAUCAUCUUCUUCAUCAUCUUCUUCAUCAUCUUCAUCAUCGCCACCACCAUCUUCAUCCUCAUCCUCAUCCUCAUUAUCAUCUCCCCCUGAUCCAUCUUCAUCUCCAUCACCAUCUUCUUCUUUAUCCUCAUCAUCUUCACCACCAUUACCUUCGGUUCCAUCCCCAGGCCCAUCAGAUCCUAUAUCACUUAAAGGAAAUGAGAAUACUUUUGAUAAAGAAAAGCCACAAGAACAAACAAAUACUCCCACAGCCAAUAAAGAAAAUAAAAAGCUACAACAACCACAACAACCACAACCAUCACAACAACCACAACCAUCACAACAACCACUGCAACAACAACAACCACAACAAUCACAACAACAACCACAAAUUCAAUUAAAUCCACCGACCAAUGUACAAACACAGGUUAUAAAAGAAGAUAAAAAACCUUUACAGCAACCAAUCAAACAAAAUUCAGCCCCACAACAAUCAUUACAGUUAUCCAAACCUUCUACACAAGCAAAUAUCAAAUCUCAAAGUACAACUCAAGAUGCUCAAAAUAGUAAACAAUUUAAACCAAAAAAUGAUGAUAAUAAAAAGAAAGAUAACCCAACUAUCAACACUAACAAUCAUGAUCAAUUAGAUAAAACUAAAAGAUUCCAGAAAAAAAACCAAACUCAACAGCAAACAUCCCAACAAGUACAAACCAACUCUCAUCAUAAACAAAAUCAACAUUCAUUAAACAACCAUCACAACCAACAUACACAAAGAGAACACCAAAAAACAAGAAAACCAUAUGAUAGUAAUUAUAACAAUAGUAAUAGAAGAGAGAACUCUAAGACCUAUGUCCCAAAACAACAAUCCUAUCAGUAUCAACAACAUCAACAUCAACAUCAGCAUCAACAGCAACAGCAACACCAACAAUCACAACUAUCAAAUCAAAAUCAAUUUAAUAUUUCACCAACUCUCCAACCACAACAACAAUCACCUACACUUCAACCACAACAAUCACCUACACUUCAACCACAAAUUCAACAGCUUUAUCAACCUCAACCAAUCUAUCAUCAAAAUCAAAAUUUAUAUUCAAACCAAUCAUUAUAUAGCUCAAAUAUAUUUUCAAUUCCAAACUCACAAUCACCAUCACCACCACCAUUAUCAGGUUCUCCAUCACAGUUUAAUCCAUUCCAAGCAUUCAACCCUGAUUGGCUCAGUAAUGGUAAACAAACCUCAUCAACCUCAUCAUCCACAACAGCAACUACAAAUACCUCGUCAACCUCACCAACACCAGAUAAUAUUUAUAAAUCAUCUAUUGGCGUUAUUGGUAGUGGUAAAACCUCACCAUUUAUUUCGAACUCACCAAUUGGAUCUUUAAAUGGCACAGGUGGUAACAUUCGUGAUAGAAGUGGUAGUAUUGGUGGAUCUAGCAAUAAUAUUGGUAAUAAUAGUAACAUAAUUAAUAAUAACAACACAAAUAAUAACAGCAAUGGACUAUCUAAUAGUAACAACAAUAGAACCAGAAAUGAAUAUAAUAAUCAAGAUGAUUCUUUCUUAAAAAUGAUUGGUCUUAACCCAUUUGAAUCAAAUAGUCAUUCCCAACAAAAUAGCCAAAGUUUCUUUAGUAAUCCAUUUGAUCUUUUUAGUAGACACCAAUCAUUCUUCUCAUCCUCAACAACAACGGCUCCAACAACCAACCAACCAACCAACCAAAAAACGUCAUCCUCUUUUAAUCCAUUUGCACCAUCGACUCCAAACAAUGAUGAUAAUAAAAAAUAA
Molecule: messenger RNA, 6954 nt
Organism: Dictyostelium purpureum
Lineage: Eukaryota; Evosea; Eumycetozoa; Dictyosteliales; Dictyosteliaceae
Exons: 5
Coding region: 1-6954 (2317 amino acids)
Cellular component (GO): membrane
Source: RefSeq, a predicted model, not a curated record